GCCUCCAGUGAAUCUGCGUGCUUGUCAGACAUUUCUGGUCCGUCACUUCAGCUGAUUCGCCUUCCUGACCUCACCCACGUGCAGUUACUUUCACAGCCUUUUUCCAUAGCUGAGUCCGUCGAAUUGAGAACGUGGAUCAAGCAUGAUUCACUUCGUCCUCCUCAUUAGUCGGCAAGGGAAGGUUAGGCUGGCGAAAUGGUAUUCGGCGUAUUCUCAAAAGGAACGGACGAAGAUUACGCGAGAGCUGUCCGGAACAAUCCUGAGCAGGCCUGCUAAGCUGUGCAACUUCGUGGAUUGGAGGGGUUACAAGGUUGUUUACAAGCGGUAUGCGAGCCUGUACUUCUGCAUGUGCGUGGACAUCAACGACAACGAGCUGGAGACCCUCGAGAUCAUCCACCACUACGUCGAGGUGCUCGACCGCUACUUCACCAACGUCUGUGAGCUCGAUCUCAUCUUCAACUUCCACAAGGCAUACUAUAUACUGGAUGAAAUCCUCAUAGCAGGAGAGCUACAGGAGUCGAGCAAGAAGUCGGUUGCAAGAGUGAUAGCUGCUCAGGAUACUUUGGUGGAGACUGCGAAGGAACAGGGUGGCAGCUUGUCCUCCAUCAUUGCCCAAGCGACACAGUAGAGAGAUUUCGAAGUGCACUAUUUUCUCCAACUAAUGGUUUUCGUCCCCUUUAUGUACAGACCCUUCAAUUGGCUAAGUAGGAUUCUACUUCU
Molecule: messenger RNA, 720 nt
Organism: Closterium sp. NIES-67
Lineage: Eukaryota; Viridiplantae; Streptophyta; Zygnematophyceae; Desmidiales; Closteriaceae
Source: the annotation of a GenBank genome assembly